Molecule: messenger RNA, 1631 nt
Organism: Copidosoma floridanum
Lineage: Eukaryota; Metazoa; Arthropoda; Insecta; Hymenoptera; Encyrtidae
Product: G/T mismatch-specific thymine DNA glycosylase-like
Source: RefSeq, a predicted model, not a curated record
UCUCCAUGCGUACAGUACAUGUAAUAAAAAAAAAAAACGAUCGAACCUCGCGCACAGAUUAAAAGCAUCACGUAGUGUCGAAUAGUGUCGUGGGUGUCGAUGUGCACAUUGUUGGCCAAACCCAUUCGAAGGACGACGAUGUCGCUGUCACUGAAGAAGCUGCAAAAACGGGCUCACGCCAAGUCGCCCGAGGGCCCGGAUAACAACAAGCCGACCAAAAAGAAGUUCACUCGCUUCGAAGGCCUCACCGAGCAGGAGAUCAUGGAGAAGGAGAGCACGCUCAGCGACAUCCUGGACCACAAGCUGGAUCUCGUGUUCGUAGGCAUCAACCCGAGCCUGAUGGCAGCCUACACCGGAAGGUACUACGCCGGUCCGGGCAAUCACUUUUACAAGCUGCUGUGUGAGUCGGGGCUGGUGUCCAAGCCGGUGAGUUACGAGAACGACAAGGACCUGCUGGAGUACGGGAUCGGCCUGACGAACAUCGUGGCUCGGGCGACGAGGUCCUCGGCGGACCUCACGAGAUUGGAACUGAAGAAGGGCGCCGCGGCUGUGCACGACAAGCUCAAGAAGUUCAAGCCCAAGGUGGCUGUCUUCAAUGGCAAGUGCAUCUACGAGGAGUUCGCGGACAAGUACGACAAGUCGAGCUUUCGCUUUGGCCUUCAGCCCCACCGGGUGGGAGACACUGUGCUCUGGGUCGUGCCCUCCAGUAGCGCCAGGUGCGCCAACUUUCCGAGGAUGCAGGACAAAUUGCACUUUUAUACGUCCCUGAAGAGGUAUCUGGCCCACUUGAAAGGCGAGCUGCCGGAGGCAGUGGAUCCCGAGGAGUUUCGCUUCGAUGGGAAGUGUAAGCAAGCCAUUUCUAGUACCUCCAAGAUGUGGAGGCGCAAAGGUAUAUCCGCCUUUGCCAAUGGUGGUAGGGUCGUGAAUAAAGAGACCUUUUCUAUGGACACUUCAGAUGAAAGUCUGUGCAUUCCAUGGACGAAUGAAUUCAUAGUGAAGAAUGUCAAAAAAGAGAGCGAAGAUUCUGGUGUUUCUGCGUCUCAGAGCAGCGAAGAAGUGUCACUGGAUAGCGAGAGCGACAUUGUCAGGCAAGAACCAUCACUGGGCAGUGACAUUAGCCAAGAGCUGCUUCAAGAGAAUGGAGCUGAAAGCAGCAUUAGCAAUAGUAAGGAACAGAGUGAUUCCAAACUAAAGAAGAAGCAACAAAGUAGCAGGAAAUUGAGCAGGAGUGUAUUGCCCGGUAGAACAGCUGCUAGUGUAUUGGGCAAAGAGAGAAACGAGACCAUUGACUUUAUGUCUUUGAUAAAACAGCGAUUGAGCAACAAAGAAGAAGUGAUGAAGAACAACGAAGAUGAUUGCGAUAAUGAAUCCUCUUCGAAGCCUGGAGCUGGUGUCAAGGGAUUGAAGUAUCAGAAUCUUUGUUCGGAUAAAUUGAAACGUGGAUUCAAAGUGAAAUAUAAGUGAUCAAUUAGAGAGUUUCAUUGUUAUUUAAGUGUUGUUACAAGAUUUUAUUUUUUUACAAAAGAAAAAACAAACAUUAACGUUAUAUAACUUGUUGCGUAUUGAAAGUUUUGCAGUGUUUUGUUAAUUAGCAUGAACAUAUUUUUGUACAAAAAAAAAGCAUAUUACAA